ACCCGUUCCCGAUGGAAAGAAAAUUGUAUAUAAUGUCUGGUGCUACGCCCUGAAGCAUAACCUUUUUUCUUUGUUUUUCUGAAGGCUCUACUUAUUAGUAAGUUUUCUCGUUGUUAAAAUUAAAAAAUGUCUGCCGUUGCAUUUUGUAUGCCUCCAUGCAACCUAUUUGGUAAAGGAGUUUUAGUCCAGGCUAUGGACCAAAUUAAGGAUGCGGGUUUUAAAAGCAUUCUCAUUGUGACAGAUGAGGGAAUCGUCAAGCUUGGUCUGUCAGAUAAAGUUAAAAAGAUGUUGGAAGAACGCGACAUGAAGGUAGAAGUCUACAGCAAGGUCCAACCCAAUCCUACUGUUUCAAAUGUGAACGACGGUUUAGCAAUUGCUCGCAAAGCUGAUAGCGAUGCCAUUGUCUCUUUGGGAGGCGGUUCUCCACACGACUGUGCUAAGGGUAUUGCUUUGCUUGCAACUAAUGGAGGUGAAAUCUUGGACUACAUGGGGAUGAAUUUGUCUAAGAAGCCUCAACUACCUCUUAUCGCUAUCAACACAACCGCUGGUACAGCUAGUGAAAUGUCUCAAUUCGCAGUGAUUACCGAAGAAACAAACCACCUCAAAUUGGCCAUGGCCGAUAAAAACAUUACCCCCAUGUUAUCUGUAAAUGACCCGGAAUUGAUGUAUGGUAUGCCUGCAAGCUUAACGGCGGCAACUGGUAUGGAUGCCAUGACCCAUGCUGUCGAGGCCUAUGUUUCAACAUUGGCCAAUCCAAUUAGCGAUGCGUGCUCCUUACAGUCCAUGAAAUUGUGUGCCGAGUACUUGGAGCGUGCCGUAAAAAAUGGAAACGACGAAGAAGCUCGGGAAAAGAUGGCUUACGCAGAAUUCUUGGCUGGAAUGGCUUUUAACACUGCGUGUUUGGGUUAUGUUCAUGCUAUGGCUCAUCAGAUUGGCAGUACUUACAACAUCGCUCAUGGUGUUUGCAAUGCUGUCUUACUUCCUCAUGUCCAACGUUUCAACGCUAAAGUCGCGGCUGAUCGUCUGGCAACCGUAGCUGAAUACUUGGGGGCCUCGGAACACACGGCCGAGGGCGCCGUUCAAUUCCUUCAGGACAUGGUUGCACGAGUCGGUAUUCCUGUUCAUCUCAAAGAUCUUGGUGUAAAGCGUGAGGACUUCGAUAUGCUUGCUACGAAUGCCAUGCACGACGCAAGCACCUUCUCAAAUCCAAUCCAACCUACUCACGAUGAGGUAAAGCAAAUCUUUGAAGAAGCAUUUUAAACGAAAAUCCCUAAUGAGGAAUGUUAUAUACUAAGUGAUGAACUUAGUUGCUUUUAUAUGUCGAUUUUUUUUUUUUUUUUUGUUUGUUUACUGUUGUUACGCGAAUAAAAUACGAGCUUGUUUUUAUUAAUGUAAGUUCUUGCUUGAAAAGCAUUGGGUGGA
Molecule: messenger RNA, 1422 nt
Organism: Schizosaccharomyces japonicus yFS275
Lineage: Eukaryota; Fungi; Ascomycota; Schizosaccharomycetes; Schizosaccharomycetales; Schizosaccharomycetaceae
Product: alcohol dehydrogenase Adh4
Exons: 1
Coding region: 127-1260 (377 amino acids)
Biological process (GO): carboxylic acid catabolic process
Molecular function (GO): metal ion binding; ethanol dehydrogenase (NAD+) activity; alcohol dehydrogenase (NAD+) activity
Source: RefSeq, a predicted model, not a curated record